Penicillium arizonense is the source of this 846-nucleotide messenger RNA. It is a transcript of the gene rpnL, whose product is annotated as proteasome regulatory particle lid subunit rpnL. The record is from RefSeq and is a predicted model, not a curated record. NCBI's taxonomy places the organism in Eukaryota, Fungi, Ascomycota, Eurotiomycetes, Eurotiales, Aspergillaceae. Bases 1 to 846 code for a protein of 281 amino acids. Gene Ontology annotation, cellular component: cytosol; proteasome regulatory particle; nucleus. The transcript is spliced from 2 exons. Gene Ontology annotation, biological process: proteasome-mediated ubiquitin-dependent protein catabolic process.
AUGUCCGAUCUGCAGUCCCUUGUCUCAGAGCUCCACGGUGCUCUCGAGCGCAAGCAGCUGGACACCGCCAACGACCUCCUUAGCCGCGCCAAGCGGGCUCUUCUUAUGCAAAAUGCAUUGAUCCCAACCUCAUCCACACCUCCCCAGCUUGUCGUCCUCGCUCGUCAAGUCCUCGAGCUCGGAGCCCUCGCCUCAAUCCGCCAGACCGACGCGCAGCUAUUCACAAGAUACUACCAGCAACUCCAGCCAUUCUACGAUCUUGAGAGACACGCCGGUCUUCCAGGCCAGACCUCGUCAAAUGUGGAUUUCAGCACUAGCCAGCGGAGCAAAAUCACAGGACUGUACCUGCUUCUUCUUUUGAGCAUGGGCGACAGUGCCAACUUCCACACAGUGCUAGAAGGAUUGGUUGAAGAGGCAAGCUUGCAGGGUGGCCGUGUUGAAGAUGAUGCAUACAUCAAAUACCCCGUUGAGCUGGAGCGCAAUUUGAUGGAGGGAAGCUAUGACAAGGUGUGGAGAGAGACGAAGUCUGAGCGUGUGCCAUCCGAAGACUUUGGCCUGUUCUCGAAUGUUCUCAUUGGCACCAUCCGCAGUGAAAUCGCAGACUGCUCGGAGAAGGCCUAUCCUUCCCUCCCCAUCUCUAACGCCAAAAACCUCCUCUUCCUCGAGUCUGAAGGUGCCGUUAUCGAGUUUGCCCAGCAGCGUGGUUGGAUCCUCCGCGACGGCCGGAUACACUUCCCUGUCGAGCCUGAGGCGGCUGCCAGGUCCGAGAGGGACAUCCUGGUGGCUAGCGGUACCGUUAUUGAGAACGCGUUGGGCUACGCCCGGGAACUGGAGACCAUUGUUUAA